Molecule: messenger RNA, 1170 nt
Organism: Symbiodinium necroappetens
Lineage: Eukaryota; Dinophyceae; Suessiales; Symbiodiniaceae
Source: the annotation of a GenBank genome assembly
AAGCUGGAUUGUAAAGCCAAGCGAAGGGUGAACAUGUCGUCCAAGGCCGAGGAAUCCAUCGACGAGUCCAUCAAUGCGUUUCAAGCCGGACACUUCGUGAUUGUUGCGGACGGAGCUGAUCGCAAGAAUGAGUGCGAUUUGGUUUUUUCUGCGGACCAAGCAACAACUCAGGCGAUGGCUUUUGCCAUCCGAAAAGGAUCAGGAAUCGUAUACGUUGUUUCCAAUAAGGAUGCCUUGCAACAUUUUGGCUUAUAUCCCGCAACAACAGUGAACAGCGAUCGGUUUUCCAUCGGUGCAUAUGUGUCGACGACAUUCGUGCCUGGGUCCUCCAACGGCUUAUCGGCAGCAGACAGGGCUGCCACAGCACGGGCGCUUUGCAACCGUUCCAACACCCCGGAUGCGUUUUCCAAACCAGGCCACAUGUUUCCGGUUGCAUCACAUGCAGACGGAGUAUUGGGGCGUCCUGGCCACACGGAGGCAGCAUACGACCUUUGUCGGCUUGCUGGUCGAAUGCCGGUCGCUUGUCUAACCGAGUUGACCAAUGAAGAUGGGACGAUGUUGCGAUGGCAAGGAGCCGUGGAAUUCGGCCAGAAGCAUGGCAUUCCUGUUAUCACAGUUGAUCAGAUCAUGCGCCGAAGGCAGAUGUCGCCGGAGUUUCCAAAUGCGCCAAAUCCAGACAGCAUCCCCAGCAUUCGUGGGUUGGAUUUGCCAGCUUUUGACGGAUCCGGCCUGCGGAUAGCAAUCGUGGCGGCCAGAUGGAACUCGGUUGUCACCCGCAGCCUUGUGAUGGGUGCCAGAGACGCCCUUGAGUCUUGUAAUGUGCGUGACAUUACUAUUGAAUAUGUGGCGGGAUCCUAUGAGAUACCGGCCGCUGCGCAAGUACUGCUCGAGUCUCGCAAGUUUGAUGGAAUAAUUUGCGUUGGUUGUCUCACCAAGGGGCAGUCGAUGCACUUCGAGUACGUCAGCGAAGCCGUUACGCAAGGCAUUAUGCGUUUGAACUUGGACUACAAGGUGCCUGUCGUUUACGGCAUUCUCUCCGUGUUAUCUGAAGAGCAAGCCAGACAAAGAUCGGGAAUAUCGGGUGCUCACAACAGUGGCCGGGAGUGGGGUGUCACGUGCGUGGAAUCUUGCCUUUUGCGAAAGCGCUACCUUAAGGUCUCUCGACUAUGA